UCAUCAACAGCCGCCAUCUUGGGUUGUUGAGAUCAGUAAAUUUGGAUUAUUUUGAAGACAAUAAUUCGAUGAAGACUUCCAUUCAUUGGAUUAUGACCAAAUGAUUUUCAUCAUAAUUUAUCGUUGAAAAUUUUGAGAUCGGAUUUUGGACAUUCCGAUUGAUUUUGUUCAAGAUGUGAGCCUAAUAUAUUCGGAAUGUGAUCGGCUUUGUGAUGAACUCUCGGUGUGAAUCGAAAUUGGGCUUUCCAAAUAACAAUAUUCGGAAAUGUAAUGCAGUUAUGGCCGAAAUUUUAAUUUGUGCGGUAUUCUUGAACAUUCAUUUUAAUCUGACUGACUCUGGAUCGUAGGUGUUAUUGCAUAUUAUUGUUGUCUGCAGCAGGUCAGGGCCUUGCUUUAUUUAGCUAAGCGAUCAUGGCCGACCAACUUGCAGAUGGCCCACCAGCGGCCAAGCGACAGAAAGUAUCAUCUCCACGGCAAAGUAUGGGGUCUGAUCAAGGAGAACUAUUGUGGGAUAUAAUGAACGAUCUUCCUGACGAAUUGAUGGGAACAGGGGAGCCUUCCCAUAAUGGGACAAACGAUUCUCAUAGUGGACAAGACACAACAUCACAAAGACAUGUUCAACUCUCCCAGCUUUUAUCCAGCAAUCCAACUCCACCUCUGAAUAUAGUAAAUUCUCUUCAGAAUGCCCAGAACCGGAGCCCAAAUGUUGGAAGUAUUGCAAAUUCUCUCAACAAUGUGAAAAGUCCUCUCUCGAACAAUUUAUCCUCGCCCCCUCAUGGAUCUGUUGGUAAAGGUGGAGUGAGCGUGGAUGGAAAUUUCCCAUCAAGUAGUGCUACUUUUACAAUGGCAAACAAUAUUUCAAAUAGUACUGUAGCUAUGGCAAGCAGUGUACCGAACGCUGUUUUGAAGGGGAUUCCACAUGGUUCUGGACUUACUAUUGGACAUAAUCAGAUGAUACAGAACGGACCAUUGAGUGGUCCAAAUCGAAGUAUGAGCAUGAACACAAAUAACAUGAGUCAGGCAAUGUCACAAGCCAAUAAUAUGCUUGGAAAUUUGCCUGGUCCACAACAGAUGCAGACUCACCAAAAUUUAGGACUUCCUGGUUUAAAUGCUGCACAAACUCCACAGUUGAUGAAGCCUAAUGGGCCACCCCAUGCAGGAGGCUUCGGUUUCAACAACCCUUCCAAUAUAGCUGGACACCCAUCUUCUACUGCUAGCUAUAAUCAAUCUCUGUCUUCUACCAUGACCACAACAUCAAUUAGUAUGCCAACAAAUGCAAUGAAUACAAAUCAACAGCAUGGUGUAUUGCCCAAUAUAGGUCCCAACACAGCAACAACAUCAGCAUCUGCAGGUACAGUCCCUGGCCCUGGAGGAGCUCAACCACCGACAGCUGACCCCGAAAAGAGGAAGCUUAUUCAGCAACAGUUGGUCCUUCUGCUGCACGCACACAAAUGUCAGAGGAGGGAAACCAGCAAUAAUCAAGGAGAAGUCUGCUCUCUUCCUCAUUGUCGUACCAUGAAGAAUGUUCUCAAUCAUAUGACCCAUUGUAAUGCUGGAAAAUCUUGUCAAGUCGCUCAUUGUGCAUCAUCCAGACAGAUCAUCACCCACUGGAAGAACUGUACACGGAGCGAUUGUCCUGUGUGUCUUCCUUUGAAACAUGCAUCAGACAAGCAACGUCAUCCUGCAGCAACAGUGCUCCUUCCUCAAACUCCAGCAACCAGUGCCCCUGCUAACCCCCUGACAGGUCAGGGACCGCCAGGCGUUACUGACCUUCAGAUGAAGAGAGCUUACGCUGCAUUAGGGCUGUCUCCUCCAUCUCAACAAAAUCCCGUACGGGCACCAGGAGUUCCAGGAGGGUUGAACUCGAACCCGUCAAAUCAGGUGUCACAGCUUUUGGGUGGGUUGCCUCCAGGUGUUGGUGGCUUGGGAACUGGCUUAGGGUCGUCUGACCCACUGGGCCAGAACCCUAACAACCCAGCACAGAACAUGGCACAAACCAACCGAGGCUCUAAGGAAUGGCACCAAAGUGUCACACAGGACCUGAGAAACCACCUAGUCCACAAACUGUUGAGUGGCCUGUGUGUGGAGUUUGGAUUGAGUGUCCAGGCGAUAUUUCCAACCCCAGACCCAGCUGCACUUAAAGACAGAAGAAUGAACAAUCUUGUAGCGUAUGCAAGGAAAGUGGAAGGAGAUAUGUACGAGACUGCCAACAGCAGAGAAGAAUACUAUCACCUAUUGGCAGAGAAAAUUUAUAAAAUUCAAAAGGAAUUGGAAGAGAAGAGGAUGCAGAGGAUUGGUAGGACAGGAGGUGGCCCGCCACAGCCGCAGCUGAGAGCCACAGAAAAUGGCCCCCUGGGAGCUGGUCCACCAUUCACAGCUGAUAUGUUCAGUCUGUCCUCAUCAGCCCCAAUGCCAGCAGGAGGACCAAGGAUGCCCAUGCACUUGACCAGGCCACAAGGCCAGCUUGGACCUCCGAACUCCCAGAAUCCACAACUCAAUCUAGUCUCGGCACAGCUGCAAAGAGAGGUCCAAAGUCUGGAGGCAAAGACUCGCAUGCCCGCGACACUCAUGGCAGGUCAACCCCAGCCUCAGCUGCAGCAGCCAACAUCCCUUCCCCAGUCACAGCAACAAACUCACUUCUCUCAGUUGCCACAGCAGUCACCGAUCUCUGUAUCCCAGGUAUCCCAGUCACCACCCGUGUCCCAGAGUCAGCAAACUACGACGUCCCUGGGGCAGCUGAGUACGACGACCAUGGACCAGCAGACUCUCAACCUGCUCAAUAGUCCAUCCCACUCCCAACAGCAGAGUCAACAGCCAAACCAAAACAUUCAGACCACAGCUGUUCAAAUGUCACAGUCAUCCACCAUCACUGCACCUAGCCAGCAGGUCACAGUUAGUUUACAACAGCCCAUGCCGGAUGUUAAAGUAAAGAUAGAACCAAUAGACAUUCACAACUCUCAGCCCCAGACUUUGUCAGAGGUGCUGUCUGCCCCGUGUACGACAGGAAAUCUACUGGUCAACAACUCCUCCGUCUCCACGUCUGUGAUGGUUAGUUCUCCCAUCACAGUCAUGUCCACAGCAUCCAUGUCAACAGCCAUGGUAUCUGUGGCCACAACAUCUGCUGCUGUCGAUAUCAAACCAGACAUCAAGUCACCAGAGAUCAAAAUGGAGAUGUCAACAGAAGAAAUUAAACAAGAGAGCACAGAGAAUGUCCCGGUGAAAGAAGAACCAGCCAGUGAGAAAAAUUGUGUUAGUUUGGAAGUCCAAACCCCAAAAUCUGCUUUAAGUGCUACGGAAGCUGAGACGUCCCUUGAACAACCUACUCCUAGUCCUAUGAAUGGAAGCACAUCAACUGCUUUAAUUGUCGCCAAUAGUGCUACAGGGGCAACAGCAGCAGCAGCAGCUUCUGCUAAUGCCACGCCAGCCAAGCCAAAACAAAAGAAAACAUUCAAACCAGAUGAGCUAAGACAAGCUCUCAUGCCAACACUUGACAAACUUUGUUGCCAAGACCCAGAAUCCGUGCCUUUCAAACAGCCCGUAGAUCCUAUUUUACUACAGAUUCCAGACUACUUUGAUAUUGUUAAGCGUCCGAUGGAUCUGUCCUCAAUCAGACGAAAGUUAGAUACUGGACAGUACACUGACCCUUGGCAGUAUGUAGACGAUGUUUGGCUCAUGUUUGACAAUGCAUGGCUGUACAACAGGAAGACAUCCAAGGUCUACAGAUUCGCUACAAAGCUGUCUGAAGUGUUUGAGGGGGAAAUUGAUGCAAUUAUGCAAUCCCUGGGAUAUUGUUGUGGCAGAAAGCAUGUGUUCAGUCCUCAGGUUCUGUGUUGUUACGGCAAACAACUCUGUACUAUAUCCAGGGAUGCCAUCUACUACAGCUUUCAAAACAGUCAGAGUCAAAGAAAAACUAGUGACCUUGUUUCCGACAGAUACAUUUACUGUGAAAAAUGCUUCCAAGAAAUCCCAGGAGAUGAAGUGGAAUUAUCAGAUGACCCCACACAAUCUGCAACCUUUAAUACCUUAUCAAGAUUUACAAUGAAUCAUUGCAGCAAAAUCAGGAAGGACCAAUUUGUGCGUAUGAAGAACGACCAGUUGGAUUACGAACCAUUUACAGAAUGCGACGAAUGUGGCAGAAAACUCCACACAAUUUGUGUUCUGCAUUUUGAACCAAUCUGGCCAAAUGGUUUUACUUGUGAAAAUUGUCUGAAAGCCAAAGGAAUGAAAAGAAAGGAAAACAAAUAUAGUGCAAAGAAUUUAGCUUUUUCAGGAAUUCCAAACACCAAACUAGGGACGUACUUGGAAAACCGAGUGAACAACUUCUUAAAGAAGAAAGAUGCUGGAGCUGGAGAUGUUACCAUCAAGGUGCUGUCAAGUAACGACAAAAUAGUUGAGGUGAAGCCAGGCAUGAAGACAAGGUUUGUUGACAACAAUGAGAUGCAGGAGAGCUUUCCGUACCGAGCCAAAGCAAUGUUUGCAUUUGAAGAAAUAGAUGGCACAGAUGUCUGUUUCUUCGGAAUGCAUGUACAAGAAUAUGGAUCAGAAUGUGCAAUGCCCAACACACGGAGAGUUUACAUUUCCUAUCUGGACAGUGUAUACUUCUUCCAGCCUCGACAACUUAGAACUGCAGUGUAUCAUGAGAUUCUUAUAGGCUACCUGGAGUACGUCAAGCAGCUGGGGUAUGUGUGGGCCCAUAUAUGGGCAUGUCCACCUAGUGAGGGGGAUGACUACAUCUUCCAUUGCCAUCCUCCUGAACAAAAAAUUCCAAAACCCAAACGACUGCAGGAGUGGUACAAGAAGAUGCUGGAUAAAGCUAUAAUUGAGCGUUGUGUGAUUGAUUACAAGGAUAUUUACAAAGAUGCCAUAGAGAACAAUGUGCAAUCGGCCACAGAGAUGCCCUACUUUGAGGGUGAUUUCUGGCCCAAUGUGUUGGAGGAGAGCAUCAAGGAGCUGGACCAGGAGGAAGAGGAGAAACGUAAACGUGAGGAGGCUGAGGCAGCAGCUGCAGCGGAGGUGGAGUGUGUCGAGGGCACCGAGGACUGCGACAGUAGUUCUAAUCUUUGUGUCUUGCAGCAAAAUGGCACAGGAAAGAAGAAAGGCAAAGGAGGCAGGAACAAAAAGGCCAACAAGAGCAAGAACAAUCAAAGGAAAAACAACAAGAAAACCAAUAUGCCACAUGGUGGAAAUAAUCUCUCCCAGAAGUUGUAUGCUACUAUGGAGAAGCACAAAGAGGUGUUUUUUGUGAUCCGUCUACACAGCCAACAAGUGGCUCUUACUCUUCCGCCCAUACAGGAUCCCGAUCCGUACAUCUCAUGUGAUCUUAUGGACGGUCGUGAUGCUUUCUUGACAAUGGCUCGUGACAAACACCAGGAGUUCUCGUCACUACGGAGAGCUAAGCUCUCCACUAUGGCUCUGUUGUACGAGCUGCACAACCAAGGGAGAGACAAUUUUGUUUACACCUGCAAUAACUGUAAAGCUCAUGUGGAAACUCGGUGGCACUGCAGAGUGUGUGAGGAUUAUGAUAUGUGUUCAACGUGCUAUGAAAAGAUUGGUCAUACUCACAAGAUGGACAAAUUAGGUCUUGACUUGGACGAUGGUUCAUUACCUUCAGAAAAGCCAGAAAAUCCUGCAGAAUCUCGUCGCCAAUCUAUUCAGCGUUGUAUACAAUCUCUGGUACAUGCUUGUCAGUGCAAGGACGCUAAUUGUAAACUACCAAGUUGUUUAAAGAUGAAGCGUGUGGUUUCACAUACAAAGGGUUGUAGGAAAAAGACCAACGGUGUGUGUCCGAUCUGUAAGCAGCUGAUAGCUCUGUGUCUAUAUCACGCGAAACAUUGUACGGAGAACAAGUGUCAGGUGCCAUUCUGUUUGCAAAUUAAACAUAAACUGAGGCAGCAGCAGUUGCAGCAUCGGCUUCAGCAAGCCCAGAUGCUGAGGAGGAGAAUGGCUUCCAUGCAACGAGGUGGAACCACAACUACACCAGUAACGCAGGUGGCUUCUCAGCCAUCCCCCUCCACUACUCCCAUCCUACAACCGGCCAUCCCGGGCAAGCCAGCUACGGGCCCUCCCCAAGGCGCCCUAGAGGCAGCUCAGUUGGCCAAGGAAGCGGCUCAGAGGCAAGCAGAGAUGAGUAUGGGCAAACCUGUGAUGACAACUGCGUCGCCCAUGCCACCUCCAAUGCCUUCUACCAUGAGCCAGUCAAUCCCAGCUCAAAAAGUGCCAAUGCAGACAUGGACACAGCAGCAACAGUAUCCUCAACAAAAUCCCAACCCCAGUCUGCACCCGGAUAUGACACAGAACACUAUAUAUCCGAGACCAAAUCCUCAGCAACAACAGCCUCCCAUCAACCCACCACAGACAGGGCCCAACGCACCGCGGCCUCCAACCACACCGCUUCAACAGUUGUUGGCAACUCUCAAAUCUCCGGCUUCUCCGCAACAACAGCAACAAGUACUUCACAUUCUAAAAACUCACCCGCAACUCAUGGCAGCUUUCUUAAAACAAAGGACACAACAGCAGACUCAAAAUCAACAGCCACAUCCCCAACAACAACAACAGCCCCAACCCAACCAUCCGAUGUGGUAUCAACAGCAACAACAACAACAGCAACAACAACAACAACAGCAGCAGCAGCAACAACAACAGCGUAUUCGACUCCUUCAACAACAACAACAGCAGCAGCAGCAACAACAACAACAGCAUCAACAGCAGCAACAACAACAUCAACCGCUGACGAUGCCACAAUUCCAGCAGCCCCAGCCUCAGUAUACUCAAGUACAACGACCACGUAUCCCCUACACGGGACAGCAGGCCUACCAGGCGGAUGGAAAUGGUCAGCACAUGUCGCCACAGUUUCAACAGCAACAAAUGAUGCAACAAGUACAGCAACAACAGGCACAGCUGAGACACCAGCUGUCUGCCGGGGGCAAGCCUGUCCAGGUUAAUGCUCAGAUGUCUGCCCAACAGGCAGUUAGUAACCAACAACUUAUGCAGCAAGUGCGAUCGCCCACGUCGGCAUCGUUACCACAGACUGUUCGUUCUCCCCAGCCCACUUUAUCACCCCGGCAGCAGCUGAACCCAUCGCCGCGGCAACCACAAAUGUCGCCACAUCAUGUUGUGUCUAGUUCACCUCACCCGGGCGCCGUGGGAGGUGACCCAAGUCAAAUGAAUCAGGACGCUAGUUUACUGUUGAGUGGUGGUAUGUCAUUGCAGAACCAGCCCCCAGACGGGGGUCUCAGUCUACCACAAGACACUGAGGUCACUCCACAAGACCAGUUAUCACGUUACGUGGAGACAUUGUAGCACAUAUUAUUGUUAGGCUUUGUGACGACAUUUUACUACAGAAAUUAUGGUGUCAGUGACAUUAUAACAAAGAGACUUAUGUUAUGUGUCCGAUUGUUUUUCACCCAUGUAUUGACUUUUUUUUUUCCAGAACAAAUUAUCAACAGAUUUUUUUCUUGUGUCAGACAGAAAAUGUUUUAAUAUAUUUUAUUUUAUAUGACUAGGAAAACGUUUUGUGUGUUGGUGUGUUACUAGAUGUGUGAUUUCUACGUAUGCUUGCGGGGAAGAAAUUAUGUAUGAAUGAUUUUUGAUGAGCGAGAGUUUGUUAAGUUGUGACAAUAUCAGGUAUAAAGAGUAAGACAGUUUGCAUGGUGAGACAAAUGUUUUUUGUUACUGUCUUGUACAAGUUUAAAACGUUAACAGUUCCAAUGUCUUUCUUUAUACAAUAAAUUUUAUCAUCUCAGCCUUUGAAUAAGAACCAGAUUCAUGUAAUGAUUUUAUUAGGGAACGAAAUCGGUUUGGUGGACAGUUAAACUUGUGUAAGCCAACCGAGUAUAUCAUGUAUUACGCAUCCUUUAAGCUACUCUGUAGUCAUAGAAAAGGAGUGCAAAUGAGGAAUGUGCUAUUGUAGAAUUUUUAAGUUGGAAACAAUUUCCAUUGUGUUUUCCAUUCAAAGAUGGCUGUAUAGUUGUAUGAUUCCUAAAUUAAAUUAAUUUUUCCCUUUCUGUAGAUUAAGAUAUUUUUCAUUGACCUUACCAUAACCAAACCCUAUAGACACUAUAAAUUCACUAUUAAAUGAAUUACCAUGCUGUUUGUACAUUUUGUAAUACUUCAUAGUACUGUGUCAUUUCCAUGUCAUCCAUUAGUUUGUCAACUGGUCAGAAAUCACACAAAUCACAUUAUUUGGGUAGUGUUGAGUUUUCAGUGGUGUGCUGGAAUGCCCAUAACACAACCUGCAAACGUUGUAUAAAUACAGUGAUGAUAAACAAAGAGAA
This is a messenger RNA of Pecten maximus, 8273 nucleotides long. RefSeq names its product CREB-binding protein-like. Gene Ontology annotation, molecular function: transcription coactivator activity; zinc ion binding; chromatin DNA binding. The transcript has 29 exons. The record is from RefSeq and is a predicted model, not a curated record. Bases 412 to 7299 code for a protein of 2295 amino acids. NCBI's taxonomy places the organism in Eukaryota, Metazoa, Mollusca, Bivalvia, Pectinida, Pectinidae. Gene Ontology annotation, cellular component: transcription regulator complex; nucleus; histone acetyltransferase complex. Gene Ontology annotation, biological process: positive regulation of transcription by RNA polymerase II.